Messenger RNA from Paramecium pentaurelia, 1175 nucleotides. The record is from the annotation of a GenBank genome assembly. NCBI's taxonomy places the organism in Eukaryota, Ciliophora, Oligohymenophorea, Peniculida, Parameciidae.
AUGAGUAAAAAGGAACUUGAAAUAACACUUGGAUGUAAAUUUAUACUAAUAAAUAUAGAAAUCAGGAAGGCUAUUCCUCAACAUUUAUUUUAGAAAAAUGAAUUACGAUUUUUAAUUUCUGUAGUCUAAGCAAUUAGUUAUACACUGUUACUGACAUACAUUGCUUAUAAUUAUAUUCCAUUGAAUUGGUUGGCUCUACCAAUUUGGAUUGGAUAUGCCUUUAUAACAGGAACUGUAGCUACAGGAAUAUGUAAAAUCAUUAUUUAAAUUUAGGGGUUCUUGGUCAUGAAUGUAGUCAUUUUGCAUUCUCAGAUACCAAAUGGUUGAAUGAUGCUUUAGGUUUCCUAUUACAUCAAGCAUUGUUAGUACCAUAUUUUUCAUUAUAACAUUCUCAUUCUGUUCAUCAUGCUAAGACAAAUCAUUUAACUUAAGGUGAAGCUCAUACUCCUGUCAUUAUUGACUCAAAGAUGGGAAAGUUAUACUAAAAAAUGAAAGAUAUUCUAGGAGAGGAAUGUUUUACUUUCAUUUAGAUUUUUAAUAUAGCAGUUUUAGGAUGGCCUCUUUAUUUUUUAGUAGGUGUAUCAGGAGGAUCAGCAAGAGGAUUCACUAGUCAUCUUAUAGUACCAAACAAAUUAUUACCAAAAAAAAUAUUACACAAAGUAGCUGUUUCAAAUGUUGGAAUAUGUUUAGUUAUUUAUUAACUCUACAAAUGGUAUUUAGCAACUUCAUUUGCUGAAGUAAUGGCUUUAUAUAUUGGUCCCUAUUUGGUAGUCAAUAUGUGGUUGACCAUCAUCACUUCCUUGUAACAUAAUGAUUUAAAUAUUCCUCAUUAUGAUGAAUCUGCCUGGACAUGGUUAAAAGGUAUAUUGUUGAAAUUAUUUUAGGAAAUUUAUGUACUAUUGAUAGAAAUUACCCUUUAUGGAUUAAUGCUUUACAUUUUGAAACUGGUACUACUCAUGUUCUACAUCAUCUCUUUUCUGAAUUACCUCAUUACAAUGCAAGAGUAUAUUAUCAUAUUAUCAUUUACAGGAAGCUAAUAUCUAUCUAAAAUAAAUAUUGGGUGAUUUGUACUACCAAGAUACCAAAAACUUUUGGAUUUCCCUCUAUUAGACUGCCAGUCUUGUUGGAGUAGAACAUAAAGGAAACGGAGUUUGGAAAUUCGUUAAAACUUGAUU